AUGCUAGCGGAGGCAAAUGGCCCCGUCCCCCAUGGAAGCGACAGCUCUAUGAGGACAAGCAAUAUCAAUAGUAAUAUUCUGAACCGGGACUCCUCGAUCCUAAUCUCCAAGAUGGAAGACGUUGUCAUCCCGUUCUCGUCCGAGGUGCCCUGCGACAAUAAUGGCCAGCGCAUGUGGUGGGCAUUCCUCGCCUCGUCCAUGGUGACGUUCUUCGGGGGGCUCUUCAUCAUCCUGCUGUGGAGGACCCUCAAGUACAUGUGGACUGUCUGCUGCCACUGCAACAUCAAACCCAAGGAGGCUCAGAAGGUGAUCAACCCCGCCAGUCAUCAGUCAGCAGACAAGGGGAUCAAGGGCCCUGAUGAGAAGGAGGAAGUACCGAUGAGCGAGGUGGGAUGGAUGACCUCGGUCAAAGACUGGGCCGGCGUCAUGAUCUCGGCUCAGACGCUCACUGGCAGAGUCCUGGUGGUGUUGGUCUUUGCACUCAGCAUUGGGGCCCUUGGAAUAUACUUCAUAGACUCUUCAGAUCCUAUAGAAUCCUGCCAGAACUUCUACAAAGACUUCACGCUACAGGUCGAUAUGACCUUUAACGUCUUCUUCCUCCUCUACUUUGGCCUGCGGUUCAUAGCAGCCAACGAUAAGCUGUGGUUCUGGCUGGAGGUGAACUCCGUGGUCGACUUCUUCACUGUUCCUCCUGUGUUUGUCUCCGUCUACUUAAACAGAAGCUGGCUCGGUUUACGAUUCUUGAGGGCACUGAGAUUGAUACAGUUCUCUGAAAUCUUACAGUUUCUGAAUAUCUUAAAAACAAGCAAUUCCAUCAAGCUGGUUAACCUGUGCUCCAUCUUCAUCAGCACAUGGCUCACAGCUGCAGGAUUCAUACAUUUGGUGGAAAACUCGGGGGAUCCUUGGGAAAACUUCCAAAAUUCCCAGUCACUUUCCUACUGGGAAUGUGUCUACUUGCUGAUGGUAACCAUGUCCACGGUUGGCUACGGGGACGUCUAUGCAAAAACCACCUUGGGGCGUCUGUUCAUGGUCUUCUUCAUCCUCGGUGGAUUGGCCAUGUUUGCCAGCUACGUCCCUGAAAUCAUAGAGUUAAUAGGAAACCGCAAGAAAUAUGGUGGUUCCUAUAGUGCGGUUAAUGGGAGAAAGCACAUUGUGGUGUGUGGUCAUAUUACCCUCGAAAGUGUCUCAAACUUCCUCAAAGACUUCCUACACAAGGACAGGGAUGAUGUGAAUGUCGAAAUAGUUUUUCUUCAUAAUAUUUCCCCUAAUCUUGAGCUGGAAGCCUUGUUCAAACGCCAUUUUACCCAAGUCGAGUUCUACCAGGGAUCUGUUCUCAACCCUCACGAUUUGGCCCGUGUGAAGAUCGAGUCAGCAGAUGCCUGUUUGAUCCUGGCCAAUAAAUACUGCGCAGAUCCUGAUGCAGAAGACGCCUCAAACAUCAUGAGGGUCAUUUCAAUCAAGAACUAUCAUCCCAAGAUCAGAAUAAUCACGCAGAUGCUCCAGUAUCACAACAAGGCCCAUCUGCUGAACAUUCCGAGUUGGAACUGGAAGGAGGGUGACGAUGCAAUCUGCCUGGCGGAGCUGAAGGCAGGCUUCAUUGCCCAGAGCUGUCUAGCUCAGGGCCUCUCCACCAUGCUCGCCAACUUGUUCUCGAUGAGGUCCUUCAUUGAGAUUGAGGAGGACACAUGGCAAAAGUAUUAUCUUGAAGGCGUGGCUAAUGAGAUGUACACUGAGUAUUUGUCCAGUGCCUUUGUGGGCCUCUCGUUCCCCACCAUCUGUGAGCUGUGUUACGUGAAACUGAAGCUGUUACUCAUUGCCAUCGAAUACAAGUCGGAGCAAAGAGAAAGCAGAAGCCGAAAGCGCAUCCUCAUCAACCCGGGCAACCACGUCAAGAUGCAGGAGGGAACACUGGGGUUCUUUAUCGCCAGUGACGCCAAAGAAGUGAAGAGAGCUUUCUUCUACUGUAAAGCUUGUCACGAUGACAUCACAGACCCAAAGCGGAUCAAGAAGUGUGGCUGCAAACGACUGAUUUAUUCCAAGAUGUCCGUCUACAAACGAAUGAAACUGGCAUGUUGUUUUGAUUGCGGCCGUUCAGAGCAAGACUGCUCUUGCAUGUCAGGCAGUGUACAUAGUAACAUGGACACCCUUCAGAGGGCCUACCCACUUUCCUCUGUCUCUGUUCAUGAUUGCGCAACCACUUUACGUGCCUCCAAAUAUAAGUAUAAUGGAUAUGUCAGAUCACCAGCAGAUGGCGCUACAACACCAGGGAACAGUGGAGGUCAAAAAGAGGCUGGCGUUCGAUUCAAAGCCGAUUGCAAUUUAGUUGAAGACGAGCAUCCGUCGACGCUCUCGCCCAAAAAAAAGCAGCGCAACGGAGGGAUGAGAAACUCGCCCAACUGCUCGCCCAAGAUGAUGAGUCGACACGACCCCCUUCUGAUUCCUGGAAAUGACCAAAUCGAGAACAUGGACAUGAACGUGAAGAGGUAUGAUUCGACAGGGAUGUUUCACUGGUGCCCGUCUAAGGAGAUCGAAAAAGUCAUCCUGACCCGGAGUGAAGCCUCCAUGACGGUGCUGAGCGGCCAUGUAGUGGUCUGUAUAUUUGGGGAUGUCACGUCCGCUUUGGUGGGGCUGCGAAACUUGGUGAUGCCUUUAAGAGCCAGCAACUUCCAUUACCACGAGCUGAAGCCCAUAGUGUUUGUGGGCUCGCUGGAUUACCUGCGAAGAGAGUGGGAAACUUUACACAACUUCCCCAAGGUCUCCAUCUUACCUGGUACACCAUUAAGUCGGGCGGAUUUAAGGGCUGUCAACAUCAACCUCUGCGACAUGUGUGUAAUCCUGUCAGCCAAUCAGAACAAUAUCGAAGACGCCUCACUGCAGGAUAAGGAAUGCAUCUUGGCAUCGCUCAACAUCAAAUCUAUGCAGUUUGAUGACAGCAUCGGGGUCUUACAGGCUAAUUCCCAAGGUUUCACGCCUCCUGGAAUGGACCGGUCAUCUCCAGACAGCAGUCCAGUACAUGGCUUCGUGCGUCAGGCUUCCGUCACCACCGGAUCCAACAUCCCCAUCAUCACAGAACUAGCUAAACCUGGCAAACCACUGCCAUUGGUUUCCCUCAGUCAGGAAAAAAAGAGUGGAACCCACAAACAAAUGAUAACAGAGCUGGUGAACGACUCAAACGUUCAGUUCCUGGACCAAGAUGAUGAUGAUGACCCAGACACAGAGCUGUACCUCACUCAGCCCUUCGCCUGCGGCACAGCCUUCGCUGUCAGUGUGCUCGACUCCCUGAUGAGCGCUACAUAUUUCAACGACAACAUUCUCACACUUAUCCGGACGCUGGUCACAGGGGGAGCCACACCAGAGCUGGAGGCUCUUCUGGCUGAGGAGAACGCUCUCAGAGGCGGCUACAGCACGCCGCAGACGCUGGCCAACAGAGACAGGUGUCGCGUCGCCCAGCUAGCCCUGUACGACGGGCCGUUUGCUGACUUGGGGGAUGGUGGUUGCUACGGAGACUUAUUCUGUAAAGCACUGAAGACCUACAACAUGCUGUGUUUCGGAAUCUACAGAUUAAGAGAUGCACAUAUCAGUACAACAACCCAGUGUACAAAACGAUAUGUGAUCACAAACCCACCAUACGAGUUUGAGCUGGUGCCCACAGACCUGAUCUUCUGCCUCAUGCAGUUCGACCACAACGCAGGCCAGUCGCGGACAAGCCUCUCCCACUCUUCCCACUCUUCCCAUUCCUCCAGCAAAAAGAGCUCCUCCGUCCACUCCAUCCCAGCGUCCAACCGGCAGAACCGCAGCAGUAAGACCCGGGAGACCCGCGACAAACAGAAUGCAACAAGGAUGAAUAGAAUGGGCCAAGAAAAGAAAUGGUUUACAGAUGAACCAGAAAACGCCUACCCACGGAACAUUCAGAUCAAGCCCAUGAGCACUCACAUGGCCAACCAAGUCAACCAAUACAAAUCCACCAGUAGUCUGAUUCCACCAAUCAGAGAGGUCGAAGAUGAAUGCUGAACUCCAGGUUUUCCUGCUGACUCAGCAGACAUCUGUAAGCUCUUUCCAGAGAGAUGGGACGAGAUCACCAG
Pleuronectes platessa (European plaice) is the source of this 4082-nucleotide messenger RNA. RefSeq names its product potassium large conductance calcium-activated channel, subfamily M, alpha member 1a (gene kcnma1a). Gene Ontology annotation, cellular component: postsynaptic membrane. Gene Ontology annotation, molecular function: large conductance calcium-activated potassium channel activity. The coding region runs from base 1 to 4011 and encodes 1336 amino acids. Gene Ontology annotation, biological process: potassium ion transport; transmembrane transport. The transcript has 35 exons. NCBI's taxonomy places the organism in Eukaryota, Metazoa, Chordata, Actinopteri, Pleuronectiformes, Pleuronectidae. The record is from RefSeq and is a predicted model, not a curated record.